Molecule: messenger RNA, 663 nt
Organism: Rhagoletis zephyria (snowberry fruit fly)
Lineage: Eukaryota; Metazoa; Arthropoda; Insecta; Diptera; Tephritidae
Product: kallikrein-7-like
Biological process (GO): proteolysis
Molecular function (GO): serine-type endopeptidase activity
Source: RefSeq, a predicted model, not a curated record
AUGGUAGAAACAGUUUCGUUACGCCAACGCUCGAAUUUGCAGCAUUUUUGUGCAGGCACCAUCAUACAUCACCAAUGGAUUCUCACCGCUGCGCAUUGUUUUAUGUACAUCAAAGACCCCCGAGAAUUGGUCGUACAAUAUGGCACAAAUCAACUGAAAUCGGGUAAAGCAAAAUUUAUGAACGUCAGCAAGAUACAGAAGCAUGAAGGAUAUAGCCACACUAUAGCCAUACACGACAUAGCAAUUUUGAAGUUGGAGAAAACACUUAAGCUCAAAAGCACAGAUUUAGUGAAACUUGUUAAAGCAAAAGAUUGUACAGAGUUCGCUCAAACUAAAGAGCCCACGCUCCUUAUAGGCUGGGGUCUCAAUGAGACAAAUGGCGUAUUGCAGCAACAACUGCAAAAGGUGUCACUUAACAUACUCGCGCCAGCUCAGUGCCGCAAGCAAAUACAAUCACUGUUACAUAGCACAAAUCUAUGUGCCGCCGCAGCCAAUGGCACCACACAGGGACAAUGCAGCGGUGAUUCUGGUGGGCCACUACUGUUAGACAAUAAACAAAUCGGCAUUGUUUCCUGGAGUCUAAAACCGUGUGGCGUCUACCCUGGAGUGUUCACCAAUGUCGGUUGUUAUGCAAAGUGGAUAGGUGAGUGGAUCGAGAAGUGA